This is a messenger RNA of Cladophialophora yegresii CBS 114405, 1905 nucleotides long. RefSeq lists its product as uncharacterized. Gene Ontology annotation, cellular component: mitochondrion; acetolactate synthase complex. The transcript is spliced from 2 exons. Gene Ontology annotation, molecular function: thiamine pyrophosphate binding; flavin adenine dinucleotide binding; magnesium ion binding. Gene Ontology annotation, biological process: L-valine biosynthetic process. NCBI's taxonomy places the organism in Eukaryota, Fungi, Ascomycota, Eurotiomycetes, Chaetothyriales, Herpotrichiellaceae. Bases 1 to 1905 code for a protein of 634 amino acids. The record is from RefSeq and is a predicted model, not a curated record.
AUGGCCGACACCAACACCGACUCCGAGCUGAAAUGGAAGAUGCCUCAGAAGCGCGAGUUCCUAGGCGGUGACCUCGUCGCCCAAAGUCUGGCCCAACUCGGCGUCGACGUCUCGUUCGGUCUUCACGGAGGCCACCUCGACGCCUUCCUCGUCGGCUGCGAGUUGGCGGGCAUCAGACUCGUCGACACGCGACAUGAAGCACCCGCCGUGCAAGCGGCAGAAGCCUACGCGAAGUUGUCGGGAAAGGUGGGAUGUUGCUUUGUCACGGCCAACAGCGGAUUCUGCAACUCCCUCCCCGGCCUCGCCACCGCGUUUGCCGACCGCUCGCCGAUCCUGAUGGUAACCUCGUCGCCGCCCCUCCGCGACGCCGAGACGAACUGCCUCCAGGGCUUCCACGACCAAGUCGUGCUCGCGAAACCCAUCACCAAAUUCGCCCACCGCGUGACCAACGUGGAAGAGAUCCCCCGGCUCGUCAGCUACGCGUACAAGACGGCCGCCUCGGGCAUCCCGGGCCCCGUGGUCCUCGAUUUCCCCAUCGACGUGCUCUUCCAUCCGCCGAGGAUGAGCGCCCUAUCGUUCGGGAGCGUCAUGAAACAGACUGCCCUCUCGCCGGGUCCGGACCCGGCCGCUUUAAGCCACCUGAUCUCGCUGUGGAGCACGGCGAAGAGGCCGGCCAUCAUCACGGGAACCGGCGCCGCGAGGACGACGGACCGCAGCUCACGAGAGAGUCCCCUCCUCCGACUCGCCCAGGCGACGCACACGCCGGUUUUCUACUCGCAGAAGUACAGUGUGGCGUUACCCUUCGACAGCCCCCUGCGUGGCGGCAGCGCCAGCCUGCUCGCGUACCUGCCCUUCAUCGGCAAGCAGCAGCCGGACUUCAUCCUCCUGCUGGGCGCACGCACGGGGUUCCUCCUCGGCGGACGCACGGGCGCCCUGAUUCCGGCCACGGGAUGCACGCUCGUCCAAGUCGACCUCGACGGCGGGGAGAUCGGCAAAUCGCACGCCGUAGAUUUGGGAAUUGUGGCGGACUGUGGGAAGUUUAUUGCCGCGCUGCGCGAGAAACUUGCGGCCACCCCCGCAAUCCCUUUCGCUUCUCACGACGCCUGGCUCACGGACAUCCACACCGUCAAGACACUCCCGUCGAAAUACGCCGCCGAUGACCCCCUGCGCCCCGACGGCCGUCUACACCCCUACCACGCGAUGAAGGCGAUCAUGACUUCCCUCCCUCACGACGCCAUCAUCGUCAUCGACGGCGGCGAGUGCGGCGUCUGGGCGUCCUCCCUCCUCGAGCUCGCCCGCCCCGCCACCGCGAUCGUCUCGACAGGCUACCUCGGCUUCCUGGGCAACGGGUGGGGUUAUUCCUUGGGCGCGGCCCUCGCGUGCCCGGAUCGCCUCGUGGUCAACAUCCACGGCGACGGCUCCGCGGGGUUCCACAUCCAGGAGCUCGACACGUACGCGCGCCACGGGCUCCCCGUGCUGACGAUCGUGUUCAACAACAACUUCUGGGGCAUGUCCGUCGCGGGCCAGGAUCUGAUGUAUGACGUGGCGGAACGGGCGAGGCCCGUCGUCCAGCUGUCCGAGUCGUGUCGGUAUGAUGUCGUGGCGCAGGGGUUCAACAAUCGCGGUGUCCUCGCCAGUGGGUCCCUCGGUGAUGUCGAGACAAAGGUGCGAGAUAUGGUGGGUGCAGGGCCCGGCCCGGGGCUGGUGAAUGUCCUCGUCAGCCGGGAGCCCGUCACGGACGUCACCAAGGGCAUGGUCGGCAAGACGGACGAUGGGGAUUGGAUCGUCGUGCCAUAUUAUGAGAAUGUGCCAAGGCCGUACUAUCGCGAGGAUUUGGACCGGAGGGGUGAGGCGCUGGCGAAUGGUCACAAUAAGAGUGGAGGUCUUGUUGCAUCGAGGGAGUAG